GACUCGAAAUGGAGUGUCAAACGUGUCCCUAAACCAUAAUAAAUACCAAUCUUCUAAUUUUCUUUAUUUUCAAUGACCGCAGCAGUUUUUUGAUUGUCCGACCGCAACUUUCGAUUAUGUUGAUUUCAUGUUAUCUCCUUUUUGACCUAAAUUUCCGACGAAAACAUGGAAGAGGAGCUUAGCGAAAAUGAGUUGGAAGGACGAAUGUUUGCUAUGUUACAUUAUGCAGACGAUACAAAGACAAACGUUGGCUUAAAUCAGAAAGACACAAAUUCCGUCGGCAAUGUAACUCAUAGUGGCAAACGAUAUUGGCAUAAUAACAGCGAACAGAACACACCUUAUCAAAAGACCAACACUCUUAAAGAGCCAGCCGCUGAAGCUAAGAAAAAUUUCGUUGAAAAUGUAACAAAUAGCAGUCGAGGACAACAAUACUGGCACAAUAGAGAACAGAACACAAUUUAUCAAAAAAUUAACUCUCCUAAAGAGCCCUCCACUGAAACAAAGAAUAUUUUGGUCAUUCAACAUAAUAAAGAUGAUGGAAACAAUUCAUCAACACAGGAUUUAUCAAUUUUCCAACAACCAGUGUCUGAAAAUAUAAAAAAAACUGUGGAGAUAUUGGAAAAUGAUGAAUUAAAUCGUGUUGUGGAGCUUGAAUCGAGUGAUGAAGAUGAAGUUAUUGAAGUAGCUUUACCUCCAAAACCGACCAUAACUAUAGAGAGCUCAGAUGAAGAUACAGUUGCUAUUUCAAUUGGCUCCGCUGAGAAAAAGUCAAUUGAAAAACAUCAAGAUAAUAAAACUGGUAGUAAUAGAGAGACAGCCAGUCCUGUGCCAUCAGUUGUUUCAUCCAUAUCUGAUGAGUUCAUCCGUGGUGACUGCAUAGCUCUAAACAUAUCUUCGAAACAUGCCAAUAACGAGAGCUUUGACUUUAGUUUGCAUGGUGCUGACCUCCUGUGUCAGACACCUACGCGUAAGAAGAAAAAAAAACGAAAUAAAGAUACAUCAACUCCAAACACAACUCCUGUAAUCUCUACUCCUAUAGCAGUUGAUGAAUGCUUUGCAACACCAAAAAGUAAAGCCAAAAAUAAAAGGCAGAGAACAAAAUCCUACAAGGUUACUGGAAAAAGUGUACCUAAUCCAGAUGUUUAUGAUUCUGAUAGCAAUCAGUCUACAAAUGAGGGCAACAAAAACCCAAAUCCCUAUUCAGUUACAGAUAAAAGCUUACCCAAUAUUGAUGUGUAUGAAUCAGAUUCAAAUCCAUUGGAAAUUGUUAAAGAUUCAUUAGAUGUUGUCAGUGUUAACAAUGAAGUUACUACAAACAGUAGCUCAACAGAGUGUAUGACAAUUGCUCCAAAGUCAACUAAAAAAAACAACACAGACUCUUCACACACAAUAAACAAAACUGUCAUUGACUUAACAGAACCUGACAUUACUAAUUCACCUAUAAAUGAAAACAUUGUAAUGGGAAAUGUGACUGGCUUCACAAAUGUUGAUCAAUUUGAUGAAAAUUCACCAGUGCGGGACCUUAUAACAUGUGGUUCCACAAAAAUCCCUGCUAUUUUAAACGAAGAUCUUGAUUUUGAUAAUUUGAAAGGUAUCACUAGGGUUUGUAAGCGCCGGAGAUAUUCUCUUACAACUCUUAGAGCAGAGAUGGAGAAAUUUUACAAUGAGAGUUGGGGUGGAGAAGAGUUUAACCAUCGUGAGAUUCAGAAAAAUAUGUCAAGAGACAAGAACCUGUGGCAUAUAGACCCAAAAGACAGAAUGCCAUCUAUGUCUAAACGGAAAACUGCAUGCAGUUACUGCAAUCGCGUUGGACAUCGCGAUGAUAUGUGUCGGAUGAAACCGGCCGUGUGUUUCAUGUGUGGAUCGUCAGGCCACUUUGAGCCGCGAUGUCCGAGGAAGAUAUGUGUUAAUUGUGGAUCACCAAACUACAUGUACUCGACGAUGUGUCGCAACUGCUCCAACUGGCACACAAUACGAUGCAUUGAGUGUGGACAAAAUGGCCAUCCUGCAAGCCACUGCCCGGAUCUAUGGCGUCGCUACCACAACACUAUCAACUUGGACAAACCUCUAGAAGAGAAUCGUCAAAUCAAGAAACAUUAUCAAUCAUUUUGUAGCGGAUGCACUCGCCGCGGCCAUUUCGUCCACACCUGCAGAAUAUCCCUUCCAUUUUCAGGCCUACCAAUCAAUUCGCCCUAUGUGGCAGUAUAUAGACCUGUCUAUUCACCAAUUUGUAACAACAAUUUUACCCAAAACACUCCAAAUCAAGGUAAUAAACAAAACAAGAGGAAUGUCCAACAAGAUUCUAACGUCACUUCUGUAUCAACGCCAAGAAAUGACAGUCUGAAACGCCAAUCCAAAUCUCCAGUAAAUCAUGAUACACAUGUAAAUAAAAAAAAGAAUUCUGGUACACCCAAUGACACAGAAAUAAACCAAAGAACUAAGAGCCCAAUCAAUAACAAUACUAGCUUGCAAAAGAAAAAUCUACAAAACAAAGAACAAACAACCACUAUUCAUAGUGAUUCAACUGAACCUAAUAAAAAUAAAGCAGCAAUUGUUGAAGAAAAUCAACCAAUGCUUAAAAAAGCUCCUGAUUUUAUCUCGAUAUCCUCCGAAAAUCAUGACAAACUGGGACAGAUUAUACAGGAUAAUGAAGUGUCAGAUACAAGCGAUGUUGUCACUUCAGCGAGAAUUUACAUACCCAAUGAAAUCGUGGAGAAGCUAAAGACAGAAGAAGGUGAUUUGUGGAUGAAAGAAGCCAUCAAGAAGAACAAUGUUUCCCUAGAAACUGAUAAUAUAACAUUUUAUCUAAGCAUCAAAGGCGCUGUUGGUAAUCAAGAGGCUUUCCGGGCUGAACUCCUAGACUGGAUUGGCACAAAGCACAAUAAACAACGAGCCAUAUCCGAUAGCGAAGCCGAUGUUACACAGGAAUCAAUCACUGAACAAUCUGUGAUGAGCAAGGACAUACCUAAGAACAGAAACAACGUAUUGCGGAAACUAAAUAGAGCUUUUGAAACUCUGAAAUCUGAUUUGGGAGAUCCUAUGGCUCUGUACAGAGAGCUUGUGUAUUUGCAAAAUCGUCACCAACAACUUUUGAAACAAAAGUUCAUUAGCCCGCAACAACUGUCUAAUAAUAAAAAUAAUAUUAAUACCAUGCUAAAAAAGCUUAACAUGGUACUACUUGGGCAAGCGGGUCUUGCAGAUGGCCUGGGACAUAUAACAGCUUUACAUGUUCUACAAGAGAAGCUCAUCAACUUUAGACAAAAACAUAUACCAACUACAAUGCGUGAGAAAAUCGGUGAACAUUAUCAUUGCAUUUUCACAGCCAUACCCAGAGAUGAUUAUUUGGACCUAAUGAAUAAAUAUUACGACAGUCCAACGAAAAAGAGACAAAACAAUAAGAUUUUUAAAAGUCCAAAGGUUAAUCAAAAGAAUAAGAUUAACAUUCGAUUACCACAAAAUGUAAAUAAUACAAAUGAUGGUGUCAGUAAAAAUGACACGGUUGUAAUGACGCCUCUUAUGGUAAAAACUAAAAACAAGCUGAUGUUUUAUCAUAGAAGGUUGUUGCGUACCAAACCGCUAGAUAUGGUUCUUAAGAAGACCAAAACUGAACUUAUAAAGAAACUUAGCUCGCAGAUCUCGUCUUUUAGGAAAAAAAGUCCUACGAGUAAAAAGAGUUUCAAGAAAAUGAAAAAAGUGCAGGAACAGGUUCAAUUGUUCUUGUCUAAUAUAUCCAAGAUUAAAAUGAUUUUUAACAGUAUUGGUUACGUUAAAAAAAUAUUUGCAUUAUUUGUCCUUACAAUUAUUUCAGUAAGAGGGUAUCCAGAAGCCAUGUAUCCCAGCGUCUUUUACAAUCAAAUGGAGUUUAACAAGAUUAAUGAAGCUUUGGGACAAUUGGUGACAGCGGAAUCUCCACAAUUUGUUCCAAAUUGGCCAAACAAUACAAUCAAGUUGGGACAAGUUUCUGGAGUUGCAAUAAACAAUGCUGGGCAGGCGCUGGUCUUCCAUCGCGGCUCCAACGCGUGGGACGCCAGCACAUUUUCCACCAGGAACAUCUAUCAGUUCAUAGGAGAACCUCCCAUUUCACAACCCACUGUACUGGUGUUUAAUGAGACUGGCGAACUAGUCGACUCAUGGGGGGAAAAUCUUUUCUACAUGCCGCACGGUAUCACGGUUGACAAGGAAGGUAACGUGUGGUUAACAGACGUGGCCCUGCACCAGGUUUUCAAGUUCACGCCGCAGUCAAAGUCACGACCGGCCCUCGUGCUAGGAGAAAAGUUUGUACCGCGUGACGACGAUAACCACUUCUGCAAACCGAGCGCAGUGGCAGUUCUCUCCACGGGAGAUUUCUUCGUCGCCGACGGGUACUGCAAUUCACGAAUCGUGAAGUUUGCUCCCGACGGCACUAAGAUACUGCAGUGGGGGAAAGGGUCCGGGGAGAGCCCGUUCGUGUUCAGGGUGCCGCACGCACUGGCCCUGGCGGAGGACCGCGGGGAGCUGUGCGUGGCGGACCGCGAGCACGGGCGGGUGGCGUGCUUCCGCGCGGACUCGGGCCGCUUCUGCUCCACAUACCACAACUGGCUGAUCGGCCCGAAGAUCUUCAGCGUGGCCUACGCACCGAUUCAAGGGGGACGCCUGUACAUAGUGAACGGACCGAGGAUCGGCACCACCCCCUCCCGCGGAUACAUCAUAGACUACGCCACCGGCCGCCUCGUCCGGAGCUUCGCCCCCGACAACGGCUUCAGCAGCCCCCACGACAUCGCGGUGAAACCCGACGGCAGCGCGGUGUACGUGGCGGAGCUCGACCCCCACGCGGUGUACAAGUUCGCGGACGACGCCGUCAGGGGCGACGCCGCGGAGGAUGCGACCAACGUGUCGCACGCCAAGCCCACUGCGACUGUCGAGGCUCGCGGGCAGACGCCGAACGGGCCGGGUGAAGGCGUCGGCGUGGCGGGGACGGACGGUGGCGCGGGGACGUCGUGGGGGGUGUGGGGCGGGGCGCUGGGGGGUGCGCUGACGGCCGCGGUGGCGACGCUAUUGGUGGCGCUGUGUCGCGCGAGGAACACGGGUCGCAAGUCCGUGGGCCGCCGCCGCUGGGAGUACGGGCACGGCGAGUUCAAGCUACGGCGACUUUUGGAGCGGCGACGCUUCACACGUAUUCACUCCGAUGACUCUGAGGACGAACCUGCGCCCAUGCUGCCUCCGAUCACCGCCUGAUGAGUGCUCUCGUGGCCCCGCUUCCUUAGCUUUGUUUAACAAUACUUUAUAGAAGCUGUCACUGAUAAAUUCGACGCUUCGAUCAAUAAUGUACCUACUAGAUAUCGUCGCUUAGCUAACAAUAUCGCUAAAGGCAAAUUGGCAAAAAUA
Pararge aegeria (speckled wood butterfly) is the source of this 5364-nucleotide messenger RNA. RefSeq lists its product as uncharacterized. Lineage: Eukaryota; Metazoa; Arthropoda; Insecta; Lepidoptera; Nymphalidae. Gene Ontology annotation, cellular component: extracellular region; membrane. The record is from RefSeq and is a predicted model, not a curated record. The coding region runs from base 166 to 5214 and encodes 1682 amino acids. The transcript is spliced from 15 exons. Gene Ontology annotation, molecular function: nucleic acid binding; catalytic activity; zinc ion binding. Gene Ontology annotation, biological process: peptide metabolic process.